Messenger RNA from Malaya genurostris, 6692 nucleotides. Its product is annotated as vitellogenin-A1-like. Gene Ontology annotation, biological process: lipid transport. The transcript is spliced from 2 exons. Gene Ontology annotation, molecular function: lipid carrier activity. Bases 243 to 6614 code for a protein of 2123 amino acids. NCBI's taxonomy places the organism in Eukaryota, Metazoa, Arthropoda, Insecta, Diptera, Culicidae. The record is from RefSeq and is a predicted model, not a curated record.
ACCAGCCGACUAAGCUCAGCUGAUAUGGGGCCUCGGGUGGAAGAAUCCUUUACUUUGGUGAUAAGGAUUUUGCAAGAAAUCAGCUAAUUUUCAAUAUAAAAACUCACGCUUCGAUCUGAAUCGGUACACUUUCCAUUUUGGUGUUCUGAGGUGAACACAACCGGAAUAGCAUUUCAGCUUCGGACGUUUAACGAAAAUGUUUGUCAAACUACUCGUCCUCGCUUUUGGUAUGUACUAUCGGGAUGGAGUGUUCUAAUGCGAUCAAUCAAUCUAACAUCAUCGUUUUUAUCACAAUUUUAUCGACAGUGGGGAUCAGUGCUGCCUAUCAGUACGACUACAAAAAUGAGUUCUACUACAGCCGACCGGAGAACAAAACUGGCUACGAGUAUGGCGCCUGGGAACCGAACCGUGAAUACGUCUACAAUGUUACUUCCAUGACGCUGACGGCUCUGCACGAUCUCGACGACCAGUGGACCGGAAUUUACUCCCGGGCCCGUUUGGUCCUGCGGCCAAAGGAACCGAAUUACGUGGUUGGCUACGUCGAGAACCCUGAGUAUGCCGUGAUGAACGAGCGUUUGCCUCAAGGAUACCGUACUCACUUCCAUGAACAUAACCUCCAAUACAAACCGUGGCCGAUGAGCUCCAAGCCGUUCGGAAUUCGUUACCACAAGGGAUACAUCACCGGUUUGUACGUCGAACAAACCAUUCCCAACAAUGAGGCAAACAUCCUGAAGGCUUGGGUCAGCCAGUUCCAGCUGGAUACCUAUGGAUCGAACAAGAUCAACUCCAAGUACAACCAGUUCCCGGAGAACAACUCCUUCACCGGAGCCUACAAGGUCAUGGAACCAUCGGUCACUGGCAAUUGCGAAACUUUGUACGAUGUCAACGCUGUUCCUGAGUACAUGACCCGUUCCUACCCAGAAUGGGUUCCACAACCGCAACUCCGUGAGGAUGGCCAGUACUACUUUGAAGUUGUAAAGACCAUGAACUACGAUAACUGCGAGCAACGCAUGGGAUACCACUAUGGCUUCAGCGGCGAUAGUGACUUCAAGCCGAACACUAACCAGAUGGGAAAUUUCGCCUCCAAAUCUGCCGUGUCUCGCCUGUUCCUCAGCGGUAGCUGGUACAACUACACCAUCCAAUCGUCAAGCACCACCAACAAGGUUGUGAUCGCUCCGUCCCUGGUCAACCAAGAGAAGGCUAUGGUCUACUCUCAGGUCAACGCAUCGCUCUACGGAGUGUAUCCUUACGAGAAAAACCCACAAGGCCCAGCCGAUGACCGUCAGGUGUAUGUCGAUCUGGUCUACAGCUACAACAUGCCCAGCGACAAGAAGAACAGCGUUCGUCCAGGAAACGAAACCGAUUCGUCCUCCUCCUCAUCAUCGUCAUCGUCGUCGUCCUCGUCAUCAUCUUCGUCUUCUUCAUCGUCUUCCGACUCAUCAUCAUCUUCAUCGUCGGAUUCUAACUCGUCAAGCUCUUCGGACUCUUCCAGCUCCAGUUCGGAAUCCCAGGAGAACGAAAAACGCAGCCCUGCUGAAAACUACGCCAACAAAUUGAAAGAAUCGAAGAGCCGACAGCGUCGCGAUCUGAAUGCCUACAAGGAAAAGCAAUAUUAUCAGGCCUAUAAGAUGGACCAGUACCGAUUGGGUCGCCCAAAUGAUACCAGCUCGGACUCGAGCAGCUCUGACUCAUCAUCUUCGUCCAGCUCAUCGGAAUCCAACGAACAUAACCAGGGAAGAAACAACAGCUCAUCAUCCUCUUCCUCAUCGUCUUCUUCGUCGUCGUCAUCAUCGUCCUCUUCUUCGUCCUCGUCGUCGUCAUCAUCUUCUUCGUCUUCGUCAUCCUCUUCUUCGGAAUCGUACUCUGUGGAGAGUGAUGAAGCCUACUACCAGCCAGCCCCGGAAAGCUUCAAAGAUGCCCCGCAAACUCCAUUCUUGCCGUACUACACCGGAUACAAGGGAUACAGCGUUCAGUAUGCUCGCAACUUUGAUGCCCCACGUGCCAUCUACAAGCUAGUCCAGGAAAUUUCUGAUGAGCUCCAGAACCCAUCGUCGCUCCCGAAAUCCAACACCUUGAGCAAAUUCAACAUCUUGUCUCGUGUCAUUCGUACCAUGAGCUACCAGGAAAUCUACGAUGCCGCACAGAAAUACUUCGUUUCCCAGAAGGAACGCAAGGAGGGAGACAACAACAGCGAGAAAUUCAGCAAACGCGUCGAUGCCUGGAAUACCUUCCGCGAUGCUCUGGCCGAGGCAGGAACUCCACCGGCCUUCAAGGUGAUCAAGGAGUACAUCGAAGAGAAGAAACUGCGUGGCCCCGAGGCUGCCAGCGUUAUCGCAACUCUGCCCCAGUCGAUCCGUUACCCAACCGAAGCCCUGAUGCAUGAAUUCUUCCUAUUGGUGACCUCUGAUACCGUCCAGCACCAGGACAGCCUGAACGUAACGGCCCUUUUCUCGUUCACCAAAUUCGUGAACCGUGCUCAGGUCAACAAUGCCUCGGCAUACAAUUACUAUCCGGUUUACAGCUUCGGACGUUUGGCUGAUUCGGACUACAAAAUAGUCGCUCACAAGAUCGUACCAUGGUUCGCCCAUCAAAUGCGUGAAGCUGUCAACGAAGGAGAUAGCAUUCGGAUUCAGGUGUACAUUCGUGCUCUCGGAAACCUAGGUCAUCCGGAAAUUUUGAACGUAUAUGAACCCUAUCUGGAAGGAAAGAUUCCCGUCAGUAACUUCCAGCGUCUUGCCAUGAUCGUCGCUUUAGAUGAGUUGGUCGAGAACUACCCGAAAUUGGCUCGUUCCGUUCUGUACAAGGUAUACCAGAACACCGGAGAUUUCCAUGAGAUCCGUAGUGCUGCCGUGUAUCUGUUGAUGCGCACACAACCACCGGCAGAAAUGCUCCAGCGUAUGGCCGAGUACACCAACUACGAUCCCAGCUCGUACGUGCGUGCUGCUGUGAAAUCCGCUCUGGAGUAUGCCGCCGAAGCCGAUGAAUACGAUGACGAUAACGAAUUUGCCGAGAAUGCUCAAGCUGCCUACAAACUGUUGAACCCGGAUGUUUACAGCCUGCAGUACUCUUCUGCCUACAUUCGCGACUACGCCAUGGAAAACCUGGAUUACUCUUACCGCAUGUACAUUGCUCAGAUUGCCGCUGAUGACCAUUACUUGCCCAGUGGUUUGUUGUAUCAUAUGCACCAGAACUUCGGAGGUGUCAGACGUUACAGCACUUUCUACUACCUGGUUUCGAGCAUGGAGAGCUUCGUUGAUCUUCUGGACAAGCAGUACGAUACCGCCAGCAUCCAGGAUGACUACAAGUCUGCUGAUUACUACUACAAGUAUUACAAACAGUACCCGAACAAGAAGAGUGAAUAUUUCGAUAAGUACUACAAAUCUCAUGGACCGCAGAGCGAUUACUACCAGAAGUACAACAAGAACGAAUUCAGCGAAAAGGAUCCCCAGAAAUGGUCGACCACUCGCAUUGCCAAGCUGUUGAACAUUGACCCAGAGGAAGCCCAGGAGUUGGAGGGACAAUUUUUGAUGAAGAUUUUCAACGGAGAAUAUUUCUACGCAUUCAACAAUCAAUCGAUUGAGAACUUCCCACGUAGACUGAAGGAGUUCGCCGAAGACCUGGAAGAUGGUUACACCUUUAACAUCACCAAGUUCUACCAGCAGCAAGCCGUUACUCUAGCAUUUCCAUUGGCAUCUGGUUUCCCAUUCGUGUACACCCUGAAGACGCCAACCGUUGUCAAGGUUGAAACCGAAGCUACCGUCGAAACGCAUCCGGCCAUCUACAAGAAGGCUGCCGGAUACCCAGAGAAUGAAAAUGAUGAAUACUUCCACUGGCCACGUGUUGUCAACGGAUCGAUUGACGCCAAUCUACUGUAUCACCGUUUGGUUGAUGCCAAGGUUGGAUUUAUCACUCCGUUCGACCAUCAACGUUACAUCGCCGGUUACCAGCAAAAGUUCCAAGGAUAUCUGCCGUUCAGUAUGGAUUUCGAUUUUGAUUUCGAGAAUGACGAAUACGAAUUCGAGUACGAGUUCCUCGAACCAAAGGAAGACCACUUGCUGUUCCAUUUCAGCUCUUGGCCAUACACUGGAUACAAGGACAUCUCGGAAAUUCGCCCGAUCGCUGAAAGUCCGAAUGCCCGAAUUGUGCACGAUGAAGAACAGACGACUAAAACUUUCGAGAGCACCGUUGGAGACAAAAUGACCGGUUACGCUUUGCGCUUCUAUGCCAAGUACGAUACUGAUUUCUUCAACUAUGGACGUUUCUAUGAAAUGUUGCAAGACUACGAUUACGCCUCGGCUCUAUGGUAUCCGUUUGCGGCCCAGACUUACCACUACCAUCAGUUCAAUGUCUACUACGAUGCACAGCGUAGCGCUGCCAAGUCCAUGAAGUUCGCCUAUCACUACAAGGAGGGUGAUUUCGAUCAGGACUUCCAGGAGUCCGAUGCCAAACACCCGAAGGGACGUCAUGCAUACGCUGGAUACUACAACGAAAACAACUACGCUCAACCCUUUGACUACACCCCAGGUAGCCACCGUCGCCAGGAACAGUUCAUCAAGAAUGCCGCUGCCGGAAUCAGAAACAGUGAUGUUGCCGUUUACGAUUUUGGAUUUACGUUCGAAGGUCAUCAACAGAAGAGCGAGUACGUGUUUACGGCUGCUUACGCCGAUAGCCCAGUCGACGAGAAGUCCCGCUUCUUGUUCUUCUUCUCGGGCAGUCCCUACAGCCAAUCGAACCAAUUCUUCGGUGUCCCAUACAAGGGCAAACAGUUCCAGAUGUGCUUCUCGGCCCAGAACGAGUUCCCGAAUGUACCAAAACUGAACUUCAUCAACGCUUUGAACUACGAUGCCAGCUCAUCGAUGCGCUACGAAUUCGCUUAUGGUGAACGUUGCCAGGGUGGAGCUCAGAUCUCCAUGAAGGGUGAAAUGUCCCAAUCGGAUGAAUACCGCCAUUACCUACGCAUUUCCGAUGUCGGUCAGCGUUGCAAGCAGCAAAUGGACAACGGAUAUUACCAACUGCAAGAAUGUGAAAACGCUACCCGCCAGGCUAACUAUCUGGAUCAGUAUCAAUUCAACUUUGAGCUCAAGAAUGUCGACUCCUACGCCAAGAACUGGACCUACUACUUGGCUGACUACUUCCAAUACCAUACCUAUCCUUACUUCACCCCGAACUACUACUACAAGGGCAAGAGCAACCAGUAUCAGUUCAACUUCGAGAUGGCUCCCUACGGCGAUUACUACAAUGCUUCGUUCUACGCUCCAGACUAUGCCUUCGAAAUCGAGAACUACCCGAUGGAAAAUUACUACGCUCGUUACUUCUUUGCUGUUCAUCCCGAUAUGGAUUAUUACGAACGUGUUGCUUCCUAUGCCUACCGCGGAGAUUACCAACCUUCCUGCGCUGUAUCUGCCAAAUACAUCGAUACCUUCGAUGGAUAUACCUACGAAUACGAAAUGGGAGAGUGCUGGCAUGCCGUGUUGCACACUGUGAAGCCUGACUACGACUACUACGCUCAGCAGUCCCACUUCCAGAAUGCCGACAGCGAGUACCGCUUCAAGAAUGGAUUCGACGAGGAUGAACAGGUUACCAUCUUGGCCCGCUCCGGACCCAACAAGGAACUGUACUUCAAGGUUGUACUCGGACAGUACAAACAGAACGACUACAACAUCGACAUAAUCCCGAACGGUGCUGAGUUGCCGUUUGUCUACAUCAAUGGCAAGCCCCAGCAGAUCCACGAGAAAUACGCCGUUGAAUUGUACACCAACGAUCAGAAUGAUCAACCCUUCUUCCGUGCCUACGCUCGUCCUGGCAAGGAGUUGGAGAUCAGCAUCCGCGAUGACGAUAUUAAGAUUGCCUACGAUGGCUACCGUGCCCGGAUCUACGCCGACCAAUCGUACUACAACGAUUUCGUUGGUCUGUGCGGAACCAACAAUGGCGAAUACUACGAUGACUUCGUUUCACCCAACCAGUGCUACAUGAAUAAGCCGGAAUACUUCGCCGCUUCGUACGCCAUCACUGGCCAGAACUGCUCCGGACCUGCCCAAGCUUACAACAUUGCCUACCAGCAGGAAUCUCAGGAACAAUGCUACAAGCAGGAAUACUACUACGGAAACAUCAUCAGCGAACAGGAAGCCGGACGUAAGCGUUACCGUUAUUACAACCACUACGUCAACGAUGAUAGCUCAUCGUCUUCCUCGUCCUCCUCGUCAUCGUCGUCUUCCUCGUCCUCCUCGUCAUCAUCGUCUUCCUCGUCAUCGGAAUCCGGCUCGAACUCCGACUCUAACAGCUCUUCUAGCUCCUCGGAGGAAAAGGAAUACCAGCCCCACCAGCAGCGUCACACCGUGAAGGAAUGCGAACUGCAGCACCAGCACCAGAUCAUCGAACAGGGUGACCAGAUCUGUUUCACCUUGCGUCCGCUGCCGGCCUGCGCCUCACAGUGCUCCGCUUCCGAUAAGAGCCCGAAAUACGUCGAUGUGCACUGCCGCGACGCCAGCGAUAGUGCCGCUCAGCUGUUCAAGAAACAGAUUGCCCGCGGUGUCAACGUGGACCUGAGCGCCAAGACCGUUUCGAAGACCGUCAAGUUCAACCUGCCGAAGAGCUGCGUCUACAAUGCCGCAUAAGCUCUGAUGACCCGGAAACAAUAUUUAUAAUCUUAAUAACAGCAUUGCAAAAUGGAUUGUUUAUCCAGCAAAAAAAAA